This is a messenger RNA of Nicotiana tabacum (common tobacco), 3397 nucleotides long. NCBI's taxonomy places the organism in Eukaryota, Viridiplantae, Streptophyta, Magnoliopsida, Solanales, Solanaceae. The record is from RefSeq and is a predicted model, not a curated record.
AUGGAUCAACUAUGUCCUCCAAGGCUUUAUGGAGAUUGGAUAGGUUUUCCAAGCUUUUUCCAGUUCACUUCAGCGGUGCAUCUUCAGAGGACCCCCAGGACUCUUGACAGCUAUUAUGAGGUGUUACAGAACAUGCGCAUAUUGGAGAACCAUGGGGUUGAUUUUGCUGCAUUCCAGUUAUCGGGUUCCGCCAAGAAAUGCACUGUCCAGUUAGAAAAAGAUUUGACGUAUGAGGAGGAACCGGUGGCUAUUCUUGCACGACAUGCCUCUAAUCUCGCAUUUGCGAGAUCAUACAUCGCAUUUGCGACCUCUGAGGGGUUUGCAUUUGUGAGCUUCUCAUUACAAAUGCAAAGAGAAGCUGGGCCACACAGAUUCGCAUUUGUGAUAUGGGUAGCAGGAGUGUGGAAGGUUUGCAUUUGUGAAACUUUCUCGCAUUUGCGGGCUUCGCACGCACUUGCGACAUCUGCAACUGGAAAUCAACAGGAGGUGGAGGAGGGGGGCAAAGGCGGAAGUGGAGGCAGUAGCAGCGACGUUGGCAACGACGGGGAUAGUGGAGACUUGGGGUUGCAUGGAGUGGGGAAUGGGAUAUGUAUGAGGGAGAAGAGAAGGAGCAACGGAAAGGUGGGCUGUUGUAGGAGAUUUAGUUUGUUUAUUGAGAUGGAAAAGAGGAAUUGGUUGUGGAAAAGAAGACCUUCUGAGAAGAGCAGCGCUGAAACUGAGAGUUGUGGUUCAUUGUCAUCACAUUCAGAGAGACACUCUGAUGAGCAGGAUGCAUUAAAAGAAACUCCAGAUCAUGACAACCAGUCACCGGAAGUAACCUCAAAAGCUGUAACUAUUGAUCAUGAAGCAAAGGAAAGUCCUAGGAAGUUGAUAGAAAAGUUAUCAGCUGCUCUAGUCAAUGUUAGUGCCAAAGAAGACUUAGUUAAACAGCAUGUUAAAGUAGCAGAAGAAGCUGUUGCAGGUUGGGAAAAGGCAGAAAAUGAGGUUGCAGUUUUAAAGCAGCAACUCGAGGCAGCUGUGCAGCAGAACUUGACUUUGGAUGUUCGCGUCAACCAUCUUAAUGGUGCUCUCAAGGAAUGUGUCAGGCAGCUAAGACAAGCGAGAGAUGAGCAGGAGCAAAGAAUUCAGGAUGCUGUGGAAGAGAAGAAAAAAGAAUGGGAGGCUGCGAAAGGUGCACUUGAAAAUCAGCUACUUGAGCUUCAGACACAAGCUGAGGCUAGUGGAACUAGUCCUCCUGUUUCUACUGAUCCAGAUGUUCUUGUCAGGCUUGAGUGUCUAGAGAAGGAGAACACAGCUCUUAAACUCGACCUUUGUUCUUGUUCAGAGGAGUUGCAAAUUACGACCAUAGAGCGUGAAUUGAGCACCCAAGCAGCUGAAACUGCUAGCAAGCAGCAGCUAGAGAGCAUAAAGAAGGUGACCAAGCUUGAAGCCAAGUGUCGAAGACUACAAGCCUUGGCUUGCAAAUCAUCCCUACUACGUGACCAAAGAUCCUUUGAUAGCCACAUGAUGCACAAACUGGAAACAAGUGAAUGUGAACAAAGUUGCUCUGAUUCAUGGGCAUCAGCACUAAUUGCUGAGCUCGAUCAAUUUAAGAAUGAAAAAGCCAUACCUAAAACUCUUGCUGCCCAUUCUAUGGAAAUUGACAUGAUGGAUGAUUUUUUGGAGAUGGAGAGACUCGCUGCAGUAUCUGUGAAUAAAGCCACUUCACUUACAUGUGAUGCUGUCGCCCAUGACUCCCCAAUUGAAGAGAAUCCCCUUGCAGCAGAGUGUGAGGCCAUUUCACAAAGGGUAGCCGAAUUAGAACAAAAGCUGGAGAAGAUUAAGGCAGAGAAAGCUGAACUGGAGAAUGCUUUAUGUGAGAGCGAAGGUGCCCUUAAGGUGUCCGACUUGCAGCUUAAGGAAGCUCAAAUCAAGAUAGAAGAGCUGCAGAAGGAGCUAGAUGUAGUGAAUGAGUCGAAAGAGUUGCUAGAGGUUCAACUCUUUGGCAUGGAAGUAGAAGUGCGGACUAUGUCAACAAACAUUGAUUCUUUAAAGAAAGAAGUUGAAAGAGAACGAUCCUUGUCAUCUGAUAUGGAAACUAAGUGCCACGAAUUGGAAAUUGAACUAAGAAAAAAAUCUCAGGAUGCUGAACUUCAGAAAGCUUCUAAUUCAAAUGGUGAAUCGAAAAUAAAGCAGGAAGACUUAGCUGUAGCUGCUGACAAGCUUGCAGACUGCCAGAAAACAAUUGCAUCUCUUGGGAAACAGCUUCAGUCACUAGCUACUUUAGAAGAUUUCUUGAUAGACACUGCAAAUCUUCCUGGAUUUUCUGGAGGAGGAUCAGUUGUGGCUAGAGCUAGCGGAGAGGAAUGGAAGUUGCAUGUAAAUGAGACAUUGACCUCAAGACAAAAUUCAGAUACUACAAAGUUUGAGAAUUCUAGUCAUUCUAUGAAUGGAAAUGAAGGAGAGUCAUCAUCUUCUUCGUCAUCAUCGUCUACUUCAUCAGCUACUCAGGUGAUCACCUCCAAAAGUAGGAAUGGUUUUGGGAAGAUGUUUUCUCGAAGCAAAACUGGAAUUCAGCUCUAAAAUAUAAGAGUGGAGUCGGGUCCUAAAAUCAAUAAAAGAUAAAUACUAAAAUCAAAAAAGGAUAAAUACAAGAGGAAAGCCAAGAUGCAAAAACAAAGUGUUGUCAGUCAUCACACAGUCAUAUGGUUAUGUAGUAGGAUGGCUAAUUAAAUUUUGUUUAAUUAGAUAAUAUGUGCUAUGAAAUUCUUGUGAGAGAGUGCAUAUCUAUCAAAUGGCAUUAGAUCAUGACUUUCUGGUGCUUUGGCUGUGGUCACCUACCUCCCUCUUUUGUUUUGAUCCCUUUAGGUAUAUAUCCAGCUGCUUCUUUUACUCGAUUCCCUGAACUCUGGCGUGAUGUUAUGAUGUGAUGCUUCCUGCUAGGGGUGUACAUGGUUUGGUUUGAGUCAUGUUUUCAUAAAUAGCUAGGAGAAUUCCCAAUUUGGUUGCAACUUGCAUGGCCUCAUGUGAUCUGUUAUUGCUCAGCUCAUUUUAUUUACAAGAUUUCUUUGGAUAUUGGCUACUCAACUACGCAGUAUAAAUUUGUGACUAUUCUCCACCUGCAAUCAUACUUGAAUGACAUGCAAUUUCUCCCUUUUUCAAUUGGAACGACUUGUGUUCCCCGACCCCUACUUCACCCUCUUGAGCAUUUUUCAUCUCCUUAAUAAGUUUGUGUAUUGUACACUGACGCAAAGAUUCUAAUUUCAAGCUUUCAACUUCUUUAGCAUUCCUUUUGUUAUGCCCUUGAUCUAUAAUUGCUGUGAGAUAGAAUGUCAACUCGUGAUUUACGGCACUUGAUCCAAUAGUAGGAAAAACAUUUUAAUCUGCAAAAUAGGAAGUGACAAUCAAGUUUUGCCUU